AUGUAUUUAUACCUAUCUCUCUCUCUCUCAUUCUCUAUCUAUCUAUCUAUCUAUCUAUCUAUCUAUCUAUCUAUCUAUCUAUCUAUCUAUCUACCAUAUUCUGCUUAUAUAUACCUAUCAUCACUUGACAUCUUUGAGAAGUGUCUCUGCGCUUUCACUAAUAAUCUGUCUGUCUGUCUGUCUGUCUGUCUUCUCUCUCUCUCUCUCUUUCUCACUUUCUCUUCUCUCUUUCUCUCUUUUUCUUCUCUUUCUCUCUCUCUUUCUCCUCUCUCUUUCUUGCUCUCUUUCACUCUCUCUUUCUCUCUCUCUUCUGUCUGUUUCUCUCUCUUCUCUCUCUCUUUCUCUUUUCUCUCUCUUUGUCUUCACUCUCUCUUUCUCUCAGUCUUUCUAUCUUUCUCUCUCUCUUCUCUCCGUUUCUCAAUUUUUUCUCUCUCUCUCUGUUUCUCUCACUUUGUCUUCUCUCUCUUUCUCACUGUCUUUCUAUCUUUCUCUCUCUCUUUCUUUCUCUUUUCUUUCUCUCUCUUUGUUUUUUCUCUCUUUUUCUCUCUCUCUUCUCUCUGUUUCUCUCUGUUCUCUCUCUCUUUCUCUCUAUCUUCUAUCUUUCCCUCUCUCUUUCUCUCUGUUCUCUCUCUCUUUCUCUUUUCUCUCUCUUUGUCUUCUCUCUCUCUUUCUUUCUCUCUUUCUUUCUCUCUCUUUUAUCUCUGUUUCUCUCUCUUCUCUCUCUCGUUCUCUUUUCUCUCUCUUUGUCUUCUCUCUCUAUCUCUUUCUCUCUGUCUUUCUAUCUUUCUCUCUCUCUCUCUCUCUUUCUCUCUCUCUUCUCUCUCUUUCUUUUUCUCUGUUUUUUUAUUCCCCCAAAUUGCAUUUUUCUUUUUUCUGUCUUUCUUCUUCAGCAAAGGAAAUUGA
Molecule: messenger RNA, 903 nt
Organism: Acanthosepion pharaonis
Lineage: Eukaryota; Metazoa; Mollusca; Cephalopoda; Sepiida; Sepiidae
Source: the annotation of a GenBank genome assembly